AUGCCCCGAGUACCGCGUACAUGGGGUCUCCCCGUUCUGGGGAGACGGGCCUCAGUCCCCAAGCACACGACCCCCUUGGCCAUUCGAGCCAGCAGCAGCAGCAGCAGCAGCAGCAGCAGCAGCAGCACAUCACGCACGCAGAUACUCCGCCGCAAGCUAUGGAAGGACGGUGAGGCUCCCGGUCCCGAAGACCCGUACACGCAGCGCAUGGAGCCCGCAGAGGAGGAGCAGGGGUAUGGGGAGGAAGGAUACACCCCGUCGUCCCGGACGUUGUCGGGCCGCGACCGCACCCCCCGUGCCGUCCGGGAGACGCGCCUGGCCAUGCCGGCCCGGCGCACCGAAGCCGCCACGGAGAGCGAGGUCGAGAGCAGCGACCCCAGCUACACGCCCGCCACCAGCCUGGAGGAUCUGGCCGAGGUCGGGCCCCUGCGCACCUGGUGGGACCAGCCCGGCCACUGGGGGCCCGAGAGCAUUUUCCGCGGCUUCGGGCGCGCAGCCGCCGCCAGGGUCGUCGACCGCAACCUCGUGGAGGUCCACCUCCGCAGGGCCGUGGUCGAGGUUCUCGCCCUCAGGGAGACGGGCCGCUUGGCCGAGUGGGCCACCCGCCGGUGGGCCGACGACGGGUCCAGGGCCGCGCUGGAUGCCGCUUUGCGGGCAGACAUCUCCGUCGCAGCGGACGGCACCGCCAGCCUGUCCAGUGGUCAGGCCUCUGCUAUUGCGGACGGGCUCACGGCUGAUGCUGAGGGUGCUUCUCCUGCUGCGUCCGAGGUAGUCGACGAGAUCAUCUCCCUGGAUGAGGCGCGCGAGAUGGUCAAGUCUUGGGAUUCGUCGUGGAAGGAUGUCAUGUUGGAUACUGAGGCCAAGUUUGCGAUCCGUAAACGUCUUUACCAGCUCACAGGCACCCUCAUCCCAGACGCCAGGCUCGGUGCUGCCCGCACAGCUCGCCACCUGGUGACGGUCGCGUCCAAGCAGCCCAGGCAACCCAAGCUGGCCGAGCUCCUGGAGGUGCAGCGCCCCGAUUUCGUCAGCCUGCCCAAUGUCAGAGUGCAUGAAUCCAAGAUUGGCCCCAUCGACCGCGAGGUCGAGGUGGGUAGGUGGAAGGUGAUUGAGGAGGAGCUCAAGAAACGUGGCCUGCCUGUCACGGGUAUCGAUGGCCUGGCCGGGCAUAAGGAAAAGAAGUGGGUUCGUGGUGAGGAGUGA
Messenger RNA from Geosmithia morbida, 1200 nucleotides. Its product is annotated as Ribosomal subunit 39S. The transcript has 2 exons. Gene Ontology annotation, cellular component: mitochondrion. Bases 1 to 1200 code for a protein of 399 amino acids. Lineage: Eukaryota; Fungi; Ascomycota; Sordariomycetes; Hypocreales; Bionectriaceae. The record is from RefSeq and is a predicted model, not a curated record.